CCACAGUCCGAAGUUGAUAUACAGCUUAAACUCAAUCCCUUCCCCCAACUCACCCCCAAUAUCCAUAAUUCUAAUGAAUCAAACGAUAAGACCUCGUCUUCAUAUAAAAUGGACAAUAAUUUCGAGGCAAACAAAUCAGUCGUGAGUUUGAGCGAUGACUCAACGAAACUGGAUUUGGAUUAUGAAUUAGACCUGAGUUUGAGUUCAUGUGAAGAGUUAUAUGAGAUCCCAAUGGAAGACCUGCUGUCGUCCCCCUCUUGGAAACAAAUAGUCGAACAAAACUCUUUUCUUUGGCCAUAA
This is a messenger RNA of Oppiella nova, 300 nucleotides long. The record is from the annotation of a GenBank genome assembly. NCBI's taxonomy places the organism in Eukaryota, Metazoa, Arthropoda, Arachnida, Sarcoptiformes, Oppiidae.